UUUGCUGUGCCCACACCACUGGCAGCAGGCCCCAGACACCUGCUCUACUUCAGGAGAAUGGCCGUUCUGCGCAUGCCGUGGAUAGGGCUGGCCCUGCUGGGGGUCCUGGAGGUCCUGCAGACCCAGGCCCAGGUCUCCGUGCAGCCUGACUUCCAAGAGGACAAGUUCCUGGGGCGCUGGUUCAGCGCGGGCCUCGCCUCCAACGCCAGCUGGUUCCGGGAGAAGAAGGCGAUGCUGUCCAUGUGCAAGUCGGUGGUGGCCCCGACCGCGGGCGGCCUCAACCUCACCUCCACCUUCCUCAGGAAAAACCAGUGUGAGACACGCACCAUGCUGCUGCAGCCCGUGGGGUCUCCCGGACACUACAGCUACAGGAGUCCCCACUGGGGCAGCACCUACACCGUCUCAGUGGUGGAGACCGACUACCAGGAGUACGCCCUGCUGUACAGCGAGGGCGCCAAGGGCCCCGGCCAGGACUUCCGCAUGGCCACCCUCUACAGCCGCACCCAGACCCCGAGGGCUGAGUUAAGGGAGAAGUUCGUCACCUUUUGCAAGGACCAGGGCUUCACAGAGGACACCAUUGUCUUCCUGCCCCAAACUGGUGAGGGGGGCCACUAAUCGGAUGCAGAGGGGAUUAAGAUAAGUGCACGAAGGAGCAAGCGUAGGUGACCCCUACCCUCAGGACUCCUGUGUUCUGCUUUGUUCUCCAAGACUCCAGCCCUGGCUCCCCCCACAGCGCCUCUGCCCCACAGCCUUUAUCCCGCUUUGAGAAAUAA
Messenger RNA from Cynocephalus volans (Philippine flying lemur), 773 nucleotides. It is a transcript of the gene PTGDS, whose product is annotated as prostaglandin D2 synthase. NCBI's taxonomy places the organism in Eukaryota, Metazoa, Chordata, Mammalia, Dermoptera, Cynocephalidae. The transcript is spliced from 7 exons. Gene Ontology annotation, molecular function: small molecule binding. Bases 58 to 615 code for a protein of 185 amino acids. The record is from RefSeq and is a predicted model, not a curated record.